Eimeria maxima is the source of this 4452-nucleotide messenger RNA. RefSeq lists its product as hypothetical. Bases 1 to 4452 code for a protein of 1483 amino acids. The transcript is spliced from 3 exons. NCBI's taxonomy places the organism in Eukaryota, Apicomplexa, Conoidasida, Eucoccidiorida, Eimeriidae. The record is from RefSeq and is a predicted model, not a curated record.
AUGCCUGGACCACCUGGUGGAGUAAUGCCGGGUCCAGAUGGAGGACCCCCGCCGGGUCCUGAAGGUGGCCUUAUGCCUGGACCACCUGGUGGGCGAAUACUGGGUCCAGGUGGAGGACCCCCGCCGGGUCCGAAAGGUGGACGUAUGCCUGGACCACCUGGUGGCGUAAUACCGGGCCCAGACGGAGGACCCCCGCCGGGUCUUGAAGGUGGACGUAUGCCUGGACCACCUGGUGGAGUACUGCCUGGGCCAGAUGGAGGACCUGACCCUGGUCCUAAAGGUGGAACUGGGCCGGGAAGGGCAGGUGGGCCACCAGGUCUGAAUGGUGGAAAUGCGCCUGGACCAGCAGGAGGUGGGCUCUCUGGCGAGGACGGCGGAAACUCUAACGGAGGAAGCCAAACAGGGGGAAUAGGUGGAUCCCACAGUGGUGGAAACGGGGCGCCACCUCCUGGCCUUGAUGGGCCUCCGCCGCCCGAACCAGAUGGUCCUCCUCCUGGACCAGAUGGUCCUCCUCCUGGACCACUUGGUCCUCCUCCUGGACCUCUUGGUCCCCCUCCUGGACCAGAUGGUCCUCCUCCUGGACCACUUGGUCCCCCUCCUGGACCAGAUGGUCCUCCUCCUGGACCACUUGGUCCUCCUCCUGGACCACUUGGUCCUCCACCUGGACCAGAUGGUCGUCCUCCUGGACCACUUGGUCGCCCUCCUGGACCAGAUGGUCCUCCUCCUGGACCAGAUGGUCCUCCUCCUGGACCACUUGGUCCUCCACCUGGACCAGAUGGUCCUCCUCCUGGACCAGAUGGUCCUCCUCCUGGACCACUUGGUCCCCCUCCUGGACCAGAUGGUCCUCCUCCUGGACCAGAUGGUCCCCCUCCUGGACCACUUGAUCCUCCUCCUGGACCACUUGGUCCCCCUCCUGGACCAUUCGAUCCUCCUCCUGGAGCACUUGGUCCUCCUCCUGGACCAGAUGGUCCUCCUCCUGGACCAGAUGGUCCUCCACCUGGACCAGAUGGUCCUCCUCCUGGACCACUUGGUCCUCCACCUGGACUAGAUGGUCCUCCUCCUGGACCACUUGGUCCCCCUCCUGGACCAGAUGGUCCUCCUCCUGGACCACUUGGUCCCCCUCCUGGACCAGAUGGUCCUCCUCCUGGACCACUUGGUCCCCCUCCUGGACCAGAUGGUCCUCCGCCUGGACCAGAUGGUCCUCCUCCUGGACCAGAUGGUCCUCCUCCUGGACCACUUGGUCCUCCUCCGGGACCACUAGAUCCUCCUCCUGGACCACUUGGUCCUCCUCCUGGACCACUUGGUCCUCCGCCUGGACCAGAUGGUCCUCCGCCUGGAGAAGAUUGUCCUCCCCCUGGACCAGAUGGUCCUCCGCCUGGAGAAGAUGGUCCUCCCCCUGGACCAGAUGGUCCUCCGCCUGGACCAGAUGGUCCUGCUGCUGGACCAGAUGGUCCUCCGCCUGGACUAGAUGGUCCUCCUCCUGGACUAGAUGGUCCUGCUCCUGGACCAGAUGGUCCUCCGCCUGGACCACUCGGUCCCCCUCCUGGACCAGAUGGUCCCCCUCCUGGACCACCUGGUCCUCCGCCUGGACCAGAUGGUCCUCCUCCUGGACCAGCUGGUCCUGCACCUGGACCACUUGGUCCUCCGCCUGGACUAGAUGGUCCGCCUCCUGGACCAGAUGGUCCUGCUCCUGGACUAGACGGUCCUCCGCCUGGACCACUUGGUCGCCCUCCUGGACCAGAUGGUCCUCCGCCUGGACUAGAUGGUCCUCCUCCUGGACUAGAUGGUCCUGCUCCUGGACCAGAUGGUCCUCCGCCUGGACCACUCGACGGUGAUCCGCCUGGACUAGAUGGUCCUCCGCCUGGACCAGAUGGUCCUCCUGGACCACUUGGUCCUCCUCCGGGACCACUAGGUCCUCCGCCUGUACCAGAUGGUCUUCCUCCUGGACCACUUGGUCCUCCUCCUGGACUAGAAGGUCCUCCUCCUGGGCCAGAUGGUCCUGCUCCUGGACCAGAUGGUCCUCCUCCUGGACCAGAUGGUCCUCCUCCUGGACCAGAUGGUCCUCCUCCAGGGCCAGAUGGUCCUCCGCUUGGGCCACUUGGUCUUCCGCCUGGACUGGAUGGUCCUCCUGGGCUAGAUGGUCCACCUGGACUACUUGUUCCUCCGCCUGGGCCACUUGGUCCUCCGCCUGGCCCAGAUGGUCCUCCUGGACUACUUGGUCCCCCUCCUGGACCAGAUGAUCCUCCUCCUGGGCUAGAUGGUCCUCCUCCUGGACUGGAUGGUCCCCCUCCUGAUCCAGGUCUUCCUGGGGGAGAUGGUCCUCCUCCUGGGCCACUUGGUCGUCCGGCUGGACUAGAUGGUCCCCCGCCUGGACUGGAUGGUCUCCCUCCUGAUCCUGGUCUUCCUGGGGUAGACGUUCCUCCUCCUGGACUAGAUAUUCCUCCGCCUGGACUGGAUGGUCUUCCUCCUGGACUACUUGUUCCUCCGCCUGGACUGGAUGGCCCCCCUCCUGGACUGGAUGGUGGUCCCCCUGAACUGGAUGCGCCUCCUCCUGGAUUAGAUGGUCGUCCUCCUGGACUGGAUGGUCCUCCACCUGGACCAGAUGGCCCCCCUCCUGGACUGGAUGGGCCUUCACUUGGACUAGAUGGUCUUCCCCCUGGACUAGUGGUUCCCCCGCCUGGACUGGAUGAUCCCCCCCCUGAUCCAGGUCGUCCUGGCGUAGAUAUUCCUCCUCCAGGACUAGUUGUUCCUCCGCCUGGACUGGAUGGUGCUCCUGGACUGGAUGGUCUUCCGCCAGGACCACUUGGUCCACCGCCUGGACUAGAUGGUGCUCCUCCUGGGCUGGAUGGUGCUCCUCCUGGUCCAGAUUGUCCUCCUCCUGGACUAGUUGUGCCUCCGCCUGGACUAGAUGGUCUUCCUCCUGGAGUGGAUGGUCGUUCUCCUGGACUGGAUGGUCCUCCUCCAGGGCUGGAUGGGCCUACUCCUGGGCUGGAUGGGCUUCCUCCUGGACUAGUUGUUCCUCCUCCUGGACUAGAUGGUCUUCCUCCUGGACCACUUGGUGCUGCGCCUGGACUCGAUGGUCCCCCUCCAGGACUGGAUGGUCCCCCUCCAGAGUCAGGUCUUCCUGGGGCAGACGUCCCUCCUCCAGAAGUAGUUGUGCCUCCGGCUGGACUAGACGGUCUUCCUCCUGGACCACUUGUUCCUCCUCCAGGACUGGAUGGCCCUCCUCCUGGACUAGAUGGUCCCCCGCUUGGACUGGAUGGUGCUCCUCCUGGACUGGAUGGUGCUCCUCCUGGACUGGAUGGUCCUCCUCCUGGACGAAUUAUUCCUCCGCCUGGACUGGAAGGUCGUCCUCCUGGACUACUUGUUCCUCCGCCUGGACUGGACGGUCCCCCGCCUGGACUAGAUGAUCCUCCUCCUGGAUCAGAUGGUCUUCCUGGGGUAGAUGUUCCUCCUCCAGGACUAGUUGUUCCUCCGCCUGGACUGGAUGGUCGUCCUCCUGGACUGGAUGGUCCUCCACCAGGACUAGUUGUUACUCCGCCUGGACUGGAUGGGGCCCCCCCUGGACUGGAUGGGGCCCCCCCUGGACUGGAUGGGGCCCCCCCUGGACUGGAUGGUCCUCCCCCAGACCCAGGUCCUCCUCCUCCAGGACUAGUUGUUCCUCCGCCUGGACUAGAUGGUCCUCCUGCUGGACUGGUUGGUCCUCCACCUGGACUAGAUGGUCCCCCUCCUGGCCUAGAUGGUGCUCCUCCUGGGCGAGAUGGUCCCCCGCCUGGACGAGAUGGUCCCCCGCCUGGACUAGAUGGUCCUCCUCCUGGACUAGAUGGUCCUCCUCCUGGGCUAGAUGGUCCCCCGCCUGGACUGGAUGCUCCUCCGCCAGGACUAGUUGUUCCUCCGCCUGGACUGGAUGGUCCCCCGCCUGGACUAGAUGGUCCUCCUCCAGACCCAGGUCUUCCUCCUCCAGGACCAGUUAUUCCUCCGCCUGGACUGGAUGGUCUUCCUCCUGGACUGGUUGGUCCUCCGCCUGGACUAGAUGGCCCCCCACCUGGACUAGAUGGUGCUCCUCCUGGACUAGAUGGUCCCCCGCCUGGACUGGAUGGUGCUCCUCCUGGAGUAGAUGGUCCCCCUCCUGGGCGGGAUGGUGCCCCUCCUGGACUGGAUGGGCCUCCGCCUGGACUGGAUGGUCUUCCUCCUGGGCUACUUGCCCCUCCGCCUGGACUGGAGGGUCCUUCUCCUGGACCACUUGGUCGUCCUCCAGGACUAGAUGGUUCGCCACGUACAGGCCUAGAUGGCCCACUUCCUGGACUUGAGGGCCGCCCGCUUGCAGGACCCUGGGGCCUGCCUCCUGGGCUUGAUGGUCUUCCACCUCGUGGACUGGACUGUUGUGCACGCCUCGCACUGUACAAGGGGCCAGUUUCGGAUGCUGUCGUCGCGAAGUUUUCUCUGCGUUGA